AUGUCAUCUCUCAGAUUUCUUGAUCUUUCCGGAAACUCAUUCAAAUCAUCAAUACCUGGUUGGUUGUAUAGUUUGAACCAUCUUGAAUUUCUCAGUCUUAGAGGUAACUUCCUACAAGGCAGAAUCUCGAGUGCCAUUGGAAACUUGAGUUCCAUUGUUAGCCUUGAUUUGUCAGGAAAUCAGCUUGAAGGAGCAGUACCAACCUCUUUGGAAAAUCUUUUCAAUUUGAGGCAACUUGAUUUGUCAAAUAACAAAAUUGAUCAGGAGAUAUCAGAAAUUCUGCAGAGCUUGUCUAGAUGCUGCUCAGAUGACUUGAAGUCAUUAAAUAUGGCAACUAACAAUCUUUCAGGCCAUUUAAAUGAUCAACUUGGACUAUUCAAAAGCCUAUCUUACCUGUCUCUUUCUCAAAAUUCCAUUUCUGGUCUCAUUCCAAUCUCCAUAGGAAACCUGUCAUCUUUAAAAUAUUUUGAUGUGUCAGAAAAUCAAUUAGAUGGCAAUCUUCCUCAAAGUCUUGCACAACCCAUGAGUCUGGAAUAUAUGAACAUUGCUUACAAUCUGUUGGAAGGUACUGUAUCAGAAUUGCUCUUUUCUAGUCUCACUAGAUUGAGAGUUUUAAGGGCAUCUCAAAACAAGUUGAAAUUUGAAGCAAACUCAAACUGGAUUCCUCCUUUUCAAUGUCGAACCAUUGAAAUGGGUUACUGGCUUCUUGGCCCAAAAUUUCCAACAUGGCUUCAAUUUCAGAAGGACUUGUCUACCUUAGACAUAUCCAGUGCAGGAAUUUCAGAUGUUGUUCCCUCUUGGUUUUGGAACUUUACUUCUAAAAUGGUGUCUCUGAAUAUUUCUCAUAAUGGACUUGAAGGGGAGAUCCCAUUUUUGCCAGUGCAUAAAUUGGUUGAUUUGAGAUCCAACCGGUUCACAGGUCCAUUGCCAGGAGUGCUCCCUGAUGUGGCGACAUUGUUUUUCACUAACAAUUCGUUUUCUGGGUCUCUUUCACAUUUUUUAUGUGACUACAAAUUAGGUAAACCAAAAUUAUUUCUUCUUCAACUUGAAACAAAUCUUCUGUCAGGAGAAAUUCCAGAUUGUUGGUUGAAGUGGCGGGGCAUCCAUGUUCUAAAUAUGGCAAACAAUAAUCUGACUGGGAAGAUUCCGGACUCUUUGGGAUCCUUGGUUUUUAUGUUUCUAAAUCUUAGAAACAAUAAGCUGUCCGGGGAGCUACCAUUGACCUUGCAAAAUAAUAGACACUUGUUUAUGCUUGAUGUUGGUGAAAACCAAUUCGGCGGAAGCAUCCCAAAAUGGAUUGGUGAAAGUCUCCCAAAUCUUGUGAUUCUAAGUUUGCGUUCAAACUCUUUUGAUGGCCAUAUCCCUGAGGAACUUUGUCAGCUCAGUUCCCUUCAAAUCUUAGACCUUGGGGAUAACAAAAUCUCUGGUGCCAUACCAAAAUGCUUUAAGAAUCUAAGUGCCAUGGUCACAAAACCAUAUGACACUGAUGCUGUCAUUGACUAUUUCGUGGAUGGGGAAUUCAUAAGGAGUGAAUUAUUGGUGAUGAAAGGAAGAGUGGACGAAUACAGCACCACACUAUCACUUGUUACCACCAUGGACCUGUCAUACAACAAUCUCAUUGGAGACAUCCCCAAAGAACUAGCCAGUCUCGAAGGGUUGCAAUCGUUAAACUUAUCAGGAAAUUCCUUGAAAGGAAAGAUCCCUGAUCACAUUGGCAACAUGAGGUUAUUAGAAUCUCUCGAUUUCUCCAGGAACCAUUUUCAUGGUCCAAUCCCUGUCAGCUUCUCCAACUUGAAUUUCUUGAGUCAUUUGAACUUGUCUUACAACAAUUUGACGGGAAGAAUACCAUCAAGCACCCAACUCCAAAGUUUUGACAAGUUCUCUUACAUUGGCAAUCACCUAUGUGGCCCUCCCGUCACUGAAGACUGCAGCACGAAUGUUGAAACACCACCUAAUGCUACAAAUGAAGGCAGUCAUGUUGAAGAAAGUGAAGGGUGGUUUGAAAAGUAUGGGAUUUAUGUAAGUGUGGUGAUUGGAUUUGUGGUGGGGUUUUGGGGUGUAGUAGCUCCUUUGUAUUUCAUCAGAUCUUGGGGAUUGGCUUACUAUGAAAAGGUGGAAAGCAUUCGUCUUAAGCUUUCUGCCUUUCGGGACAGAUUUUGA
Durio zibethinus is the source of this 2160-nucleotide messenger RNA. Its product is annotated as receptor-like protein EIX2. The record is from RefSeq and is a predicted model, not a curated record. Gene Ontology annotation, molecular function: protein binding. Lineage: Eukaryota; Viridiplantae; Streptophyta; Magnoliopsida; Malvales; Malvaceae.